AAUUAAAAACAAUAUACAGUUAACCCACAAAACUACAACAAAAGCUAACAACAAGAACAAAAGAGCGGGGGCGUUAAUGUAUACGAACACUUCAAGGCAUUCAUCUAUUUUUUUUUUUUCGAAGUGCAUCCCUCUUGUCAUCACUAACAGCUUUGUCGGUCAGCGUGCCUUUGCCCUCUCUCCCCCUCCCCAACCACCACAUUCUUCACGACUCCCUAUCCUCCCUCCACGCAUUCCCUUCAAAGCUGCGAUGAAAAUAAAUUGUUAAGAGUCGGCGGUGUCGCAAGCUAGACUUUCAAGACCGAUAGCCUUGUGUCACGUGACGAUUACGACAGCAGCACACACACACGCACGCAUGGACAUGCAAGCCCAGCAUGACGGUUUGCAUUGUGUGUGGUUCUGUCACCUUCCUCCCCACCCACACCCAACCCUACACACACACACACAACCGAUCCCCCUUACACGUACACUCACACACAAACACGCGCGCACGCGCAGAAUGGGUAGGAGUGUAGGGGGGACGAGUGUAGGGGGGACGAGCAAAAGGCCUGUCCUUUCAGCGGGCAUCAGGCGGCGCCUCUCGCAGACCACCUUGCCGACUGCUGCUCGCGCUCCUAGGAGCCACACCAUCACCUACUGUGGCGGCGUUACGUCCUCGGCAACGGGAGUUGUCUACCCUUCGCGAGCGGAAGGUCGCGCGCCUCCGUGAGCCGUUCUUUGCCAGAUUCUUUCUGAUUCGCUGGAGCACGGAGGAUCUGCAGUGUGCAUCAAGCGGAGACCACUUUCUGAAACUCGAACCUGCCUGUGUUCAAAGCUCAUGCGCAAAGUGCUGCUUUAGGAUAAAAAAACCGAGCUUGAAGACCCGGCUACCAGAAGCUUCCUUCUCUUUGCCUCAAAUAAACCACGCAGUCAGGCACGCCCUUCUUCUGCAAUGAAGUCCUUGCUGAGUAAUCUCCGAGCUAACGCGAGGGUUUAAACCGGCGCCAAACGAGACCCAUGUGAGGUCAUUCUGUACGAAAGCACUAACACGUCACGUUCUCAGAAGAGGGGAGGACUAUGUCGGUCUCGGAGGCCGCCAACACGUCUAACCCAAACGCCAAACAAGGGGAUCCGACCCAGGAGGAGAAGCUGGCGGUCGUCUGCAUCCUGUCAGUGCUCAGCGUCUUCGGCACGUGCGGCAAUGGAUUGGUGCUGUACGUCUUCUCUAGUAAGGGCAACAAGGUGACGUCCACCAUUUUCAUCCUGGCUCUGGCGGGCACGGAUUUCAUCACUUGCCUCUUUCAUCCCACUGACGGUGGUCAACGUUGCCGCGGACAGCUACUUCUACUUCGACUUCGUGUGCAAACUGUACCAAUUCCUCAUCACGUGCAACGUUCCCUUGGCGGCCUUCAUCAUGGUGGCCAUCGCCGUCGACCGUACUUCAGCAUCUGCCACCCGUUCCUGCACGCCGUCACCCCGUGCCGAGCGCGGGUCACGGUCUUCCUACUGUGCGUGUUCGCCUUCGUGCUGGGGACUAUCACGGCCAUGGGACACAGCACGUAUAACUACGUCAACGUCACUGGGGAGGAGUUAAACGUCGCCGGGGCUCCGCCGUCGUCGGUGGAGCCGAGCUCUGGCGAAACGCGCUGGAGCUUUCUGGAAACGAGAGCACACCCGAGACUCUACGAGAGUGGACGAACGCCGACAACGUGUCGGAGAAUGUGCGUCUCGAGCUGGUGUUCACAGGCACGUGUAACGUGGUGUUCGUGCUUCUCACCAGCGAGUUCCUGCACUCCUAUCAGAAGGUCUUCGCUUCGUUCUAUCUCCUCUCUCUCAUCGCCGUCUGCAUCAUCUACGCUCUCAUCUAUCGCUCCGUCGUGCAGCGCCGAGAAUGGCGUCGACGGCAGCGCUCGGGUAAAGCCCUCGAGGUCGGCACCCACCCUAACCACGGAGGUGGAGGACAUCGAGCUUCGCUCCAAGAACGGGACGGAAAAUGGAGGAGUGAACGAGACUCAGUCGCUCAACAGCUCGGAGAAGAAGGCCAACAAAGAACGUAGAGACUUUAACUUCCUGGCCAACAUCCGGACGGCGGCCAUGCUGUUUGUUGUGACCCUCGUGUUCAUCAUCGCCUUCCUGCCGUCGUGGCUCAUGGCCGUACAGCUGGUGGAUUACAAGGUCAUCGUCUUCUACUGCUACUUCGUCUACAACGUUGCAAACCCUGUCAUCUACGCGUUCAUGAACCAUGCCUUCCGAAAGGAGUUGAAGAGGGUUUUCCAGAGGGGAACUAACUGUUUUGUGUGUAAACCGAGACUAUAUUCGUGAACAUGGCCAGAAAUGGAGGUAAAUGGAGAGAAAGAGUGCAUAUUCUGCUGUUUUUGUUCUUUUUUGUUGUUGUUGUUGUUGUUGUUUUUUUUUGUUGUUUUUUUUUGUAGAAUCCUUUACCUAAGUUAAAGAGGAUAGAUAUUAUUUUAUUAUCGUUUAUACGCAUAAGAAAAAUAAGAAAUUAUGUCUUACUCGGUUAAAAACAGAUAAAUUGAGCUUAUUUCCAUGGAGAAUACAAAAGCGUUUUCUCAGAACUAUUAUAUUCCGUUAAAAAAUUUCAAUAAAUAGUAACCUUCAAUUAGCUAAUUUGUUACAUUUUAGAGAUGAUUAACAACAGUUUUCUUUUUGUAAAAGAUCUGUUUGGCCGUUAACCUAACCGGUAACGCACAGACCAACGCACACCAGCCUCAAAAUUUUAUUAUUAAUCCAUUCUUCAUAGUCCUAUUCUUAACAGGAUGAAGUUCCUAAGGAGUCAGGGUUAGGCCAUGUGUUGGCAAACAUUUUUUUGCAAAGUCUCAAAGUUUCAAACUCUUGUCCCAAAACUAUUGCCCUCCUGUGGCCUUCACACGCGACUUUUGUCCAACUUAGUCAAACUUUGAUCGACAUUUGGUUAAGAAGGACAUUUCUAAAGUAUUUUUUUUUUUUUUUUGUAAAGGAAGUGUUAAUACAUGCGUCUUUACUUAAGGCCUGACUGACCAUCAGGACACGACUUGUACAUUAAUGAUGGAGAUAGGGCGUUGACAUGUCGAAGGACCUCUAAGUGGGUGUUGGCAAACUAAGACAGGAUCGUGCAGAAAAAACUUCUUAUUGUAAAGGACACAAAAUUGGAAUCUUCAAAAGUAGGGUCUAACUCAUCCCUACUUAUUUUAAUCACAUUAAUAAAUUAGUCAUCCUUUUAAAAUACUCCUUUUGUACAAAAUUUCCCAAAUUUAAUGCAGACAACUUAACACAUUUUCUAUGAAACCAUAUUGUCAUGCCCUAAUGCUACUCUAGACCAACCUUUCCUAAACUCCUAUUGACCUGGUGCUUAAUCAUUUCCCGUCAUCAAUUUAUAAUAGAACAGAGAACAUUCAAGACCAGAAAUUUUCUGGAACUAUAAUGGGAUUGUUUUGGGAAUCGUAUUUCCUUAGUGCUACUUCCAGAGUCGAAUUCAUGCAGUUCGUCAAAUUGUCAAACACUUCCCACAUCCCACUCCCAUCAUUGGCAUGGGAUAUCUCAGUAGCAUCACCCAGGGAAAUCACCAGCCUCAGCAUGUCUUUAGUAGUUUUCAAAGCUUCUGGUAAUACAUCGGAAAUUAUUUCAGUGUUUCAAGAUAGAGAUUCAUAUAUCCUUCAAAAAUUAGGGAUCAGUAACUUUUGAAAAAAAUACUAUGAAUAUCACUUUAAGUUUGCAAAUGUCUUCUAGGAUGCUGAACUAGUGUUUAAAUUAUUGUUUACUUUCUAUAAGAAGGCACUUGGUUGUAAAACUGAAUUUGCUUACUAAUCUUGCAGCUAAUGCCUAUUACUUCUCUGAAACUUUAUAAACUUUGUUUGCAUUGCAUAGCAUAGAAUUCUUGUGGAAAAUGUGUUCUCAAAAAACACGGUUCUUCACUUUUAAAUAUAACUGCUUUGUGUGCAUUCCUUGAAACAUGAUGAGAUAUAAAUGAGAAGUAAGGCAUCUGUCUAAAACUGUUAGGGAAUUCAUUAAUAGUGUUGAUCUCAGUGUGAAGGAACACAUCCUGUGAGAAAUAAGACACCUUGUCAUCAUUAGCUUACUUAUGUUCAUCGUUCAUCCAUCUUUCGUCAUCGCUGAUGUUAUUGUACAGCAGGUUGUUAUAGAACUGGAAGAACUCGUCGAGCAUAAACAUUCAAAGUUUAACUGUUAUUGCUAAAGUGACUGGGUGGUAUCUCUUUAGCUGUCAAAAUCUUCAUAACCAUCGUUUUUAUUAAAUCCACAUUAUCUUCUUUCAUAAACAAAACAGAAGCAUAAUGAAUUCCUAUAUUUAUACUAUUUCCUUUUAAGGGUAGAGGGCAAGGCAAGAUAUAUUAAAACAGUGGUUUUACCUCAAACAAGUAAGGGUUUGGUUUUUCACAUGAUAUCAAGAAAAACAGCGACUUAAUUGGAUAACUCACCUUAUCUCUUACUUAAACCUGAAUAAAUAAACAAAUUGGCAAGGGUAGAGCAGUCUGUCAGGUCUGUCCAGCUGUGCUGUUGUGUGCCAAAGUAUUCUGGAAGAAAGAACUGUCCAGUUCUUUGACAUGGUCUUUUAGAGGACUAUGUGAGAUGUGCGAUCUCAUUAUCAUCACCCUGUACGAAACCUUCAAACAUUUUUGUUUGUGGAAUGGAUCGUGUAAAGUGACUGCUAUUAAUACUAAUUAUUACAGGACUCGUCGACGAAAGAUUCUGCAGUGUAUUGAAGUCACAACAUCGUCAACAUUCUUGGACUAUUCAUCACAUUUACCUCUCGACAUGUGUGUGCCUUUUCAGACUGUGUGGUUCGGGAGGUUUGAGCUUCAAACAUUUGUGUGGUGGGGGAAAAGGAACUCACUAAUUUCUCGCAUGAUUUCCUUGAUGAAUUUUUUUCUUUGAUGAACCAGCGCUUGUGUUAUGCUCGAGAGCACAAAAUAUUACAGUCAUCAUCUCUGAUAAUUUUGGCGAUGUUUUGUAAUGAUUAAUUCGAUAUUGCUAAUCUUCCUUGAAGUCAUUCAUACUGCUGUUGAUGGUGUUUAGUGUGCUCACAUCCUCUGCACCACAUUGUUUGGAUUCUUUAUAAAUAUUUUUAAUUUUAUUUCUGCUGAUAUUCACUUGAGGACUUAUAUGUCCUUCGACAUUUUAUUUUUAAAAAUAAAAGCUCUCAAUUCACAAAGCUUUGUACCAUUAAAACCUUUCAUUCAGCCAUGUAUACAAAAAGUUUGCUAUUAACAGACUGUGCGAUAUUUGUGAAAGGUUUACUGUCGAGAACAACAUUGAAACAAUGAGUUUCUGACAAGUGAUCAUCCUAAACAAGAUGGAAUAGUGUGUGUGACUGACAUGUGUUCGUCCUAAGUUGAUAUUUUGCGAGCAUUGGAAUGUUCAGUCUGUAUCAGAUGACAUCAUACACAAUUCUGACAAGUGUUCAUCGUCAAUGAAAUGGCAUAGAUGUUUGUGUUCAUCCUAUAAACGAUGACCCAUUGCGUGUCUGGCAAGUGUUCAUCCUAACUAAAAUGACAGGGUGCGCGUCUAACAAUUGUUUCUCAACCGUUUUACAAGUGUUCAUCUUGUUUAUCAUUAGACAAGAUGAAAGAUUGUGUGCAGGUCUUAUGUGAGACGAACAAGUUUGAAACAAAUUCUUUUUUUUUUAAUCUGUAUUUUGGUCAAAAUAGUGUGCGAUUUGUGCUGCCAUUGCUUCUGAGAAUCAACCAAGAAAGACAGUUUAUUGUGUGGUCAAUGUUUAACGCGCUGUUUACAAGUUCAUGGUGUGUUGUCAGCAGGAAUGCUUCUUACAUAAACUUCUCUCUCCACCAUUUUAUGAGUGCGCCCAUUUAACAUAAAAUUUGUGAUCUGAUUCUUUCGUGCACACAAAUUACUGUCUUGUUAUCGUUGAUGUUCUAUCGGCCACAGCGGGUUUGUGUUCCACUUCUCUCCAGCGAUGCAGUCUAAUGGACACAUCAGAGGUCUUCUCGAUGGCGCCCAGCAUGUCACUACACCUGGAGAUCGUGUGUAUACGGCAAGUUUUUUGUUUAAUUGAUAACUCGGCCAUGAAUACUCCACAAAUUAAUUGUGCUGUGCAUGGAAGAAGUAUUUUCUGCCCUUGUGAAGUUUUUUAGUUCUGCUGAAAGCUCAACCGCUUGAUUUUAAGUAGAGGUCUUUAGUGAUAUUUGGACAUGCAGUCCAGCAAUGGCGUCUUUCACUAAAAGCUGUAAAUAUUAACCUAGCUGUCUAUUUUCUCGAGUGACGAGGACUGAAAAUACAUUAGCAGGGACAUGAGAUAUAGCUUGACAUUCCUCAGUGUGGAAUAGGAUUUCCAGGAAGCUAAAUUAUCUUAAGAUAAAUUCAGGCACUUUUAUUACAUCAUGGAUGCAUUCUCCCUUCCUUCAGAUCCAUUUAACCCUUCUUAACCAAAUGAAUGAAAGUUUGACCACGUACAUGGCGAACAUGGUUACUAAACAAAUACCUACUACGAAAAAUGUUAAAUAUAUGAAUAUGUUUGAAAAAAUGCCUGUCAGUGUAGUCUGUCAAAUAGCCUGCCUAAUAAAUUCACCGGUUGACAAUGGUCUUAAGAUAGUCUACAGCCAAGCUGACAUUCCUUCCUUUUAUCCUUCAGAGGGUCGGUAAUCUUUAACUAAAUUCUCUACUUUGUUUGAGUGAUGUAGAUAUUUGAGGUUUCUGAGUUAACCGUUUCUGUCUUGAUGGUCACGCUUCCGUCAUUUCGACCUAGAAAUCUUGACAAAGGGGAAGUGUCUGAUUCUGUAAUAUUUGCUUAUAUCAAUGAGGAACGAUGAUGCUAAAGGAAAUAUAUCCCCAUCCUUCACAGACAUAAAUAAGUCACACAACUUACCAUUGAGACACACCACCAAGGAACAUGAGCUCUCGCACCAUUAAAACCGUUAGCUUUACUCUCUGACUGCUGAAUUUCCAUUUCAUUGAAGAUCGUUUUCUUGUCUGGUCUCUGCAGCUUUGUAAAUACUUUUUUCGUGGAUACGAGGCUGUGCUUGGCAGGCUGAGUUGCUUGUUCUCCGCUAACUACUUUUUCGUGAAAUAUCACUGUUUUUAAUUGUUUUCACGGUUCUCUUUGUUGCGUGAUAAAGAAAGAGAGAGCGCAUGCGUCAAGGCGCUGAACCCGGUGGACAAAGACUGGUCCAGAAACUUUUCUGAAAAUCACCGAGAUCCCAAGCUGAGUAUAACUACGACAGACUAAAUGAAACACGUCGAGCGAGGAUUUGUUUAGUAUUGUGGGUCAGAUGUCAGGCAUGUACAAGGAUAUCUGUACUCUGUUUAAUAAAAUAUUCCUGGAACAGUUGCUUGAUAUGUUCUGCAAAUACUUUCUUGAAAAAAAAAGCCAUCAAUGUAUGGCUGGACCAGUAGUCUCGUGACUCUUGGUAUUUUCUCCUGGUCGCUUUUCAUGGAGUUUGCGAUUGUCACCAAGUCUCAGGUCAAGAGAUCAUCACAAAGACAUCAAAGUAAUCCUGCUUCCUUGACCCACCUCCGAGAUGAGUGCCUUGACUGGUUGAUUCCAGUUAUCACUCGCACCAUCAACGACUCCGACUGGCCCUACACCCUCCUUGCUGAUGCAUGGUGUCGACUCCUCCACCCACUUCUACAGAAAAUCUUAAUCUCAAAAUCUAUCAUCUUGUUUCUAACCUUUUUCUCCCCAAAUGAAUUUUAAAAGUUUGUGUAUUAUGUUAUUUAAACUCUUUUCUAGAUUCAUAUACUUGAACCAUUUCAGACUAUCGUGACAGUCAUUGGACCGAGACGUUGUUACUACGAGUAGUAACUGGCUUUCUCCUUGCAUCAGGGAUCACACAUCAUUACUCGAUGUGUCGUCUGCUUUUGAAACAUUUGACCACGACAUCCUUCUUCAAUGUUUUCUUGUCACUUUCAGUCUCUCUACUGUUGUUUUGAGCUGAUCUGGUCCUACCUGACAGACCGCACCGAGUCUGUGAUAAAUGAAGGCACCACAUCUUUGUUUUUACUCUAAGGGACGGGGUGCCCAAGGUUCUGUUCUUGGUCCUCUUUUAUUUAUUGUGUGCGUCCAGCCACUUGCGCAUGCGGUAUCAAGUGUAUGAUGUUGUUACACUCCAGCAGGUCUAUCACCACACAGCAUACAACAGACUGUAAAGGUCUGGUUGUUCAUCA
This is a messenger RNA of Pomacea canaliculata, 8115 nucleotides long. RefSeq lists its product as uncharacterized. NCBI's taxonomy places the organism in Eukaryota, Metazoa, Mollusca, Gastropoda, Architaenioglossa, Ampullariidae. Bases 1057 to 2301 code for a protein of 414 amino acids. The transcript has 3 exons. Gene Ontology annotation, cellular component: membrane. Gene Ontology annotation, biological process: neuropeptide signaling pathway. The record is from RefSeq and is a predicted model, not a curated record. Gene Ontology annotation, molecular function: G protein-coupled peptide receptor activity.